AUGUCUCUCCGCAUCGCACCCCCGGCUGCACACCCAACCCAAACCAGCAACACCACCAACCGGAGCCACCAGCCCAUCACCGCACCGCACCCCUCGAAAGGCGCUCCCUCCGCUCCCGGUCUGCGCGACACUCUCCGUGAUAACCUCACUCUGCCCGCCCAGGUCGGAGCCCCUUCUGCCUCUCACAUCCCCGCCCCGACAUCGACGCAUCCGCUCGAGGCUCGCCUGCUGGCGUGGCGCGCCACGCACGAUGCCAUGAAGAUGGAGACGCUGCGACGGGUGUACGGUAUCGCGGAACCCGUGAGACGAGGCAUGGAGCUCAAGAUCGUUAAGGAUGGAGAGUUUCGCCCUGCCGUUUUGGGAGGUGGAAAGCAGCCCAGUCUGCAUGAAGAUAUCUUGGUGCUGGGUGGAAGGGAUGCUGACAUUGCUUGGGAGGAUGUCUUCCAGGGCGACGAGUUCCGAGAACCACCCACAUUCCAUGAUGAGAUGGAGAAGCGAUUGAAGAUGGAUUUUUAA
This is a messenger RNA of Paecilomyces variotii, 516 nucleotides long. RefSeq names its product putative proteasome maturation factor Ump1. Gene Ontology annotation, cellular component: cytoplasm; nucleus. Gene Ontology annotation, biological process: proteasome assembly. Bases 1 to 516 code for a protein of 171 amino acids. The record is from RefSeq and is a predicted model, not a curated record. Lineage: Eukaryota; Fungi; Ascomycota; Eurotiomycetes; Eurotiales; Thermoascaceae. The transcript has 3 exons.